Messenger RNA from Cooperia oncophora, 1623 nucleotides. The record is from the annotation of a GenBank genome assembly. NCBI's taxonomy places the organism in Eukaryota, Metazoa, Nematoda, Chromadorea, Rhabditida, Trichostrongylidae.
AUGGGUAGCACCAUCUUCCAAAUGAAGAAAAAUCUCAAAACUGCAUUGGACAGCAUACAGAAUGAUACCACAACAAAGGGAUGGUUCAGCAAAUUCAUACUCUAUAUCCCUUCCAAUCAGCAAUACUGGUAUCCACCUGUGAUCUCGACCAACUCCGAUGAUAUUGUUGCCGCUGUGAUGAACAUCACUACAAUGUCUUGCCCUGGUCCCGAUGGAUGCUCACCAAAUUGUCCUCGUCCGAUAAUGGCAACGCUGAAAAAAGUUCUCGCACUUCCCGAUGUUGUUAGCCCGAACUCAGUUGUUCUUGUUGUAUCACGCUCAUCACCUGAGGAUUACCCGCUGGUCAACGGCAUGAUCCAAACCCUGAUUGACAGUAAAGUUCAGAUUAACUUCGUGCUUCCUGCAAUCACGUCGCCUUGUGGUGAAGGCUGGAACACGCCUGAGGCAAACGCCAUGUAUACAGCUACCAGUUACAGUGAUGGCAGUGUCUUUGUUAUGUCUCCUGUUGAUUUUGCUGUGAACUUCCUUCAAAAGUAUGUUCCAUCUCUGUACAGAUCAGCUGGGCUCGAAUACGGUAGUACUAUGAAUUGCACAUAUCAGGAAUAUCUGUUCCAGGUUGAGCACUCUCAGUAUGAAUUCACAGUUGAGUACUACCAUCCUAUCAUUAAUCCGGCAGUAGUGAUCACUUUAACGGAUCCGGCAGGAGAUUAUAUUCCUCUACCUCCGAAUCUCGUCGCUAGCGAUACUAAUUAUGUGGGAGUGCUACAGGUGAAUGACACUGGUGUGGUCAGGGCUGGUACAUAUCGUUUGACGAUGUCUGGAGGAGGAGGCGCUUACUGCAGUCUGAACGUUAGAGGUCGAGGAGCAAUCGAGAUAUAUCCAGCUUACGUCAAAUCGUCAAGUGAUUCGUAUGGUGGGGCCACGACUGAUAGCGCUCAUUAUGCACCUAUGAAAACAACACAAUUGUCGUGCAUGCUGAUGGACUCGUCAAUGGGAACGCUUACCUAUGUCCAAGUUGUAGCACCUAGUGGUCUUGGAUUGCAACAUACUUCAGUCCUGCUUCCGCGAGACAGCCAGAAAUGCUCCUAUGAGUACUAUGCACCUGUGCCGUUCUUCUGCAGUUACGAGCAGUACAUCAUCAUCAUCUAUGGUAUCGAUUCACAAGGAGCCACAUUCCGUCGCAAAUAUCUCACAAACUGCGUAUCAACUCGUCCGCCUCCUCUACCACCUAAGCCUUUUUGUGAUCUGAGUACUGUGACACAGGACCUGCUAUUUGUGCUGGAUUCUUCUCAAAAAGACGCCAACUCCGAAAGCACCUUCAAAAGUAUUCGCGACUUUGCUGUAAAGACUCAGCUGCCAUUCAAGUUCUCUGCUGACUAUGCGCAAGUGGCCGCCAUGACCCUGGCAGAUAGUGCACAAGGUGGUUUCUCAUUUAAUGCUGCUGAACAUACAUUUGACAAUGUCCAAAUGCUGCUGUCCAAUUUGACAUUCCUCGAUCGACCUGGACAAAAUGUUACAAGCGCUAUGCAGCUCACAAUUAAUUCCUAUGGAAGCGCUAAUCAAGGCUAUCGCCCGUCAGCACGACACCUACUGGUAUACGUUACCAACAACAAGUUCGUUUGA